AUGUAUUACCAUAAUGAAUUUCGGUUUGGACCCGGUUUUACCUUCCCGGACAACGUUAUCAAAAAGUUCGGUUCCAAGCCUUACUACGAUGCUACCGUUAUGUGCCUCUCCCUAGCCUGGCUUGCACAUCUGACAAAAGACCCCAACCUACAAUAUGCCAGUCGAGCAAAAUACACAGAAGCCUUGAGCGGUAUCCAAUAUGCCCUGACAUCGGAUGAUAUCGGGUCGGACGCCCUGUUAAUGGCCGUCAUACUGCUGGCCUUCUACGAGAUGAACGUACGCACCUCCGAUGAUGCUUGGAUCUUCCACGCCAACGCAGUGAAGAUGCUGAUGAAGACGCGUGGCAUGAGAGCUCAUUUGACGGGCCCUGGGCGUGUUUGCCACUUUGCCUUCAGACCGUUUCUGAUUGGUGCUGCCCUUCAAAAGGGUGAAUCAUGUUUCUUAGAUGAGGAGCCAUGGCAAAACUUGGCAUCAUCCUUACGGACCGAGGAUUCCCAGAAGCAAGACGAGUGGGCUUUUUAUAUCGACGUCUAUGAGACCAUCUUCAUGGAGCUUGUGAAAUGCCCCGGCUAUAUCAAGGAAGCCCGUGCAAUCGUUUCGGUGACCUCACCAGAGGCCAGAUCUCUGGCUUAUCGUAUCCGUACAACAUGUGAUCGACUGCGAAGGCUAAGCAAAGAAAUGCGAACCUUACUCAGUGCACAUAACCAGCGAAAGCAGGGCAUCACUCUCCGCUUCGUCGGACCGGAGCCCCAACUCUUCCCGGAAACAAGCCCGUCCCUUCUCCUUCGUGCCGGAGUUGACGCCGUUCGUAUCCUCGAACAAAUAUUACAUCGAAUUACCGUUCCUACACCUGCCGUGGAACAAACCUUGAUAAUCCGUGAUGGAGCGCUAACACCCGUGUCAAGCCCAGAAAGUUCUGGAGAUGCGGAGAGUCCACCGCUCCUCUCCUUUGAUUUGUCCUGCGACCUCGGAAACGGCCCACAAGCUUCGGUCGGUAAUGAUGACCAGCGCGCAUUGACCUGGUUGGACCGGGUCGCCGGAGCAAUGGGGCUAUUAGGAGCGGAAAUCACGUAUGGCAUGAAACCGGAAGUACAAACGGAUCUUGCUCUGCGAACGGUUCGCACGUUAACGCCUGUGGAUGAUGACCUCCCGGAACCUCGUAGGUCGUCGGACUGA
Molecule: messenger RNA, 1176 nt
Organism: Aspergillus oryzae RIB40
Lineage: Eukaryota; Fungi; Ascomycota; Eurotiomycetes; Eurotiales; Aspergillaceae
Exons: 1
Coding region: 1-1176 (391 amino acids)
Source: RefSeq, a predicted model, not a curated record